AUGAGUUUCCAUAAUUGUGACCAUGUCGAUAAAUGUGUCCCCACAAGAGUCCCAUCGCAACUGCCACAGUAUGCUCAUGUACCCCAAAUUAUUUGGACCAGAUCUUUGGGGGCUGACAAAAAACCCAUAGGUUUUACUGAUACACUGGUAGGUUCCAUUUACAAUUCAUUUGAAGUGAUAGAAAGUACAAACACAAAAAAAUUCGACCAUUAUUGGGGUGGAAUUUUUAACUUGGAGUACAGUUUGGACGGAAAGCUACUGGUAGCCGCUUGCGAAGGUAAACAAGUAUUAAUUUACGAUUCGGGCAAUCAAAAACAUAUCAAAACUGUUGAAGAUGCUCACUUGAAUUGUGUUAAUUGUGUCAAGUUUCUAGACAAUGUUACAUUUGCUACUGGCUCAGAUGAUACAUUAAUUAAAGUGUGGGACAUAAGAAAUCUGAAAUCUUCAACUCGGAACAUUGCAAGGACAUUCUAG
Messenger RNA from Ceutorhynchus assimilis (cabbage seed weevil), 474 nucleotides. The record is from the annotation of a GenBank genome assembly. NCBI's taxonomy places the organism in Eukaryota, Metazoa, Arthropoda, Insecta, Coleoptera, Curculionidae.